AUGACUCCGCCCACAAUACAGGUGACGCACACGUCGUCGCCGCGCUCCCACAACAAGAUGAUCAUAUCGCCCCCUCGCAUCAACCUGCGGCGCGCCGCUUCCUACAACAACUCCGACAGGGGACCGCUAUCAUCUACCUCCUCCCGCUUCGGCUUCGACCACCUGGUCUUCAACUCACCCCCGCCCUCCCCGGGUCUACCCUUGCCGCAACAAGCCCCCCGGAUGCGAAAGCCAUCCGGCUCGCCUCGCCCGAGCCGCGUCUUCAGGUGCCUGCUAUGGCUCUCCGGCAUGCUGCUCAUCCUCUACCUGGCCGCCCAGUCCAUCCGCCAAGGCCAGGUUGUCCCGGUCAUGGGAUGGGGCUGGGCCUCGGAUGAGGCCUAUGAGAUGGUCGGCCAGGACGAUCUGCCAGAUUUUCCCACGCCAAUUGUGGUGACCGAUCGGCGGGGACGGGCAAAGUGGACUGUCUCGAUCCCACCCAAUUACCAGUACCCCUUGACGCCCACGGAAUACGCCGACGUAUGCGCCAAAUGCAGGGAGGUGGCCAUGAGGGUUCACGCGCUCCACACACAUAGCCCUGUCGAGAAGGCACAAAUCACCUUCAACCGAGGCGACGCGGCCAACAAUCGGUAUUUCAUGGACGUUAAAGAGGCCGAGAAACAAGGCUUCUUACCUGGCGCACUGGGCAUGGUAUCCGGCCGCGGCAAUGACCUCCUGGGCGUGGACAAGGGCACAGCAGGUGACAAGCCGGCCUGCACGUCAAGCCUGACGUAUGUUCUGGAAUCAGAAGACGCCGGGCUGGGAAAGACACUGAUGUCGCUAUGGGCGGCAUACGGCCUUGCACAGCGCGAGGGCCGUGCCUUCUUCAUCGAAGACUCAAGGUGGGCGUAUGGCAAAUACGCGGAUAUCUUCGAUAUACCACCCGUGCCGGCCUGCCGGCCUCCGCUGCGGCACGAGAUGAUCCCUUGUCCGCGAAACGCAAGGCACCUUGUUCUCUCCUCGGCCAACGCCGAUGAUAUCCUCGGCGCCCACGUCCCGAACGGUGACACCUACACUGAAGGUCCUGCCGCCAGCUUGGAUCACCGCCCUGCCCAGCGCGAGAUUUUCGCCCUGGCGCGCACCGGCUACGAGGCUCUGUUCCGCCUCAACGAGGCUGACCGCGACUACGUGUCGAACCGGCUCGCCGAACUAAGGGCCAGGACCACGUCCGCUGCUGAGGGCGCCGCAGCACACGGCACCGGUAGGAUCGUCGGCGUGCACGUGCGCCAUGGAGACCGCCACCCGCUCGAGUUCCAGUACGCGGACAGCUACAUCCCGCUGGCGACCUACGCCGACGCCGCUCACGCGCGCCUCAACACCACAUUGGGCGGCGGCGACCACGCCCCGCCCUCCAUGGCGAGGACCAGGUCCCUCAUAAUCCUCGCGUCCGACGACCCGCUCGUAUACGAUGCCGACGAGUUCCGCGGCGCGGCCCGCGCCCAGGAGCAGAUCCGGCUCGCCGGCAAGGAGGAGCUGCCACAGAACUCGAAGCCCGACAAGUCGGUCAUGCACAAGUUUGUCGACGAGACAUUUGGCUGGGAGGGCGGCUUCUUCGCCGCCAUGUUCUGGAACCUGGGGCUAUCGGCGGCGGCGGCGGCCAGCAACAACGCUGCUGGGUCCGGGCCGCCCGCGGGCGAGGAGACCAUCCGCCUCAGGAGCCUCGUCGGUCGCGCGUACCUGAUGGACCUGGCCGUCCUGUCGGGGGCCACCGACGGCGGUGGCGUCGUCUGCGCUGUUGGCGCGAUGGGCUGCCGGCUGCUGGCCGUCAUGAUGGGCCCCGACAGGGCUUUCUCCAGGGGCGAGUGGGUCAACGUCGACGGCGACUUCGGCUGGACCUGGGCCAGGUGGGGGUGA
Molecule: messenger RNA, 1890 nt
Organism: Diaporthe batatas
Lineage: Eukaryota; Fungi; Ascomycota; Sordariomycetes; Diaporthales; Diaporthaceae
Exons: 1
Coding region: 1-1890 (629 amino acids)
Biological process (GO): protein N-linked glycosylation
Molecular function (GO): alpha-(1->6)-fucosyltransferase activity
Source: RefSeq, a predicted model, not a curated record